Messenger RNA from Lipotes vexillifer (Yangtze River dolphin), 2970 nucleotides. It is a transcript of the gene SLC7A2, whose product is annotated as solute carrier family 7 member 2. The record is from RefSeq and is a predicted model, not a curated record. Gene Ontology annotation, cellular component: plasma membrane. Gene Ontology annotation, biological process: L-ornithine transmembrane transport; L-arginine import across plasma membrane. The transcript is spliced from 12 exons. Gene Ontology annotation, molecular function: L-ornithine transmembrane transporter activity; L-arginine transmembrane transporter activity; L-lysine transmembrane transporter activity. Bases 21 to 1994 code for a protein of 657 amino acids. NCBI's taxonomy places the organism in Eukaryota, Metazoa, Chordata, Mammalia, Artiodactyla, Lipotidae.
CUUCUGUUGCCAUCUUCAGAAUGAUUCCCUGCAGAGCAGCGCUGUCUUUUGCGCGAUGUCUGAUCCGGAGAAAAAUCGUCACUCUGGACAGUCUAGAAGAUACCAAACUGUGCCGCUGCUUAUCCACCAUGGACCUCAUUGCCCUGGGCGUUGGAAGCACUCUGGGUGCCGGGGUUUAUGUCCUCGCUGGCGAGGUUGCCAAAGCGGAUUCUGGCCCCAGCAUCGUGGUCUCCUUCCUCAUCGCUGCGCUGGCUUCCGUGAUGGCAGGCCUAUGCUAUGCUGAAUUUGGGGCCCGAGUUCCCAAGACUGGGUCUGCCUAUUUGUACACUUACGUUACUGUCGGAGAACUGUGGGCCUUCAUCACAGGCUGGAAUCUCAUUUUAUCUUAUGUGAUAGGAACAUCAAGUGUUGCAAGGGCUUGGAGUGGCACCUUUGAUGAACUUCUUAGCAAACAGAUUGGUCAGUUUUUCAGGACAUACUUCAAAAUGAAUUAUACUGGCCUUGCAGAGUAUCCUGACUUUUUUGCUGUGUGCCUUAUAUUACUUCUAGCAGGUCUUUUAUCUUUUGGAGUAAAAGAGUCUGCUUGGGUGAAUAAAGUCUUCACAGCCAUUAAUAUCUUGGUCCUUCUCUUUGUUAUGGUCGCUGGGUUUGUGAAAGGAAACGUGGCAAACUGGAAGAUUAGUGAAGAGUUUCUCAAAAAUAUAUCUGCAAGUGCCAGGGAGCCACCUUCUGAAAAUGGAACAAGUAUCUAUGGGGCUGGUGGUUUUAUGCCUUAUGGCUUUGCAGGAACUUUGGCUGGGGCUGCAACCUGCUUUUAUGCCUUUGUGGGAUUUGACUGCAUUGCAACAACUGGUGAGGAAGUCCGGAAUCCUCAGAAAGCUAUUCCUAUUGGAAUUGUGACUUCUCUGCUUGUUUGCUUUAUGGCCUAUUUUGGGGUCUCAGCAGCUUUAACACUGAUGAUGCCAUACUACCUCCUCGAUGAGAAAAGCCCCCUUCCUGUAGCGUUUGAGUAUGUUGGAUGGGGUCCAGCCAAAUAUGUCGUUGCAGCAGGCUCCCUCUGUGCUUUGUCAACAAGUCUUCUGGGUUCCAUGUUUCCUUUGCCCCGAAUUCUGUUUGCCAUGGCCCGGGAUGGUUUACUGUUUAGAUUUCUUGCCAGAGUGAGUAAGAGGCAGUCACCAGUAGCUGCCACAUUGACUGCAGGGGUCAUCUCUGCUGUGAUGGCAUUUCUUUUUGACCUGAAGGCCCUCGUGGACAUGAUGUCCAUCGGCACCCUUCUGGCCUACUCUCUGGUCGCAGCCUGUGUUCUCAUCCUCAGGUACCAGCCUGGCUUAUCUUACGAGCAACCCAAAUAUUGUCCUGAGAAAGAAGCUCUGGGAUCGUGUGCCAACCCUGCCUCCAAAAGCGAGUCCCAGGUCACUGUGCUGCCAGGACAGGGCUUCAGCCUGCGAACCCUCUUCAGUCCCUCGCUUCUGCCCACAAAACAGUCGGCUUCUCUUGUGAGCUUUCUGGUAGGAUUCCUUGCAUUUCUCAUUUUGGGCUUGAGUAUUUUGACCACGCACGGAGUCCACACGAUUGCCAGGCUGGAAGCGUGGAGCCUCGCUCUUCUUGUGCUGUUGCUUGUUCUCUGCGUUGCCAUUGUGCUCAUCAUUUGGAGGCAGCCUCAGAAUCAGCAAAAAGUAGCCUUUAUGGUUCCAUUCUUACCGUUUUUGCCAGCCUUCAGCAUCCUGGUGAACAUUUACUUGAUGGUCCAGUUGAGUGCAGACACCUGGAUCAGAUUUAGCAUUUGGAUGGCGCUUGGUUUCCUGAUUUACUUCGCUUAUGGCAUUAGACACAGCCUGGAGGGUAAUUCGAGGGAUGACGAUGAUGAUGAAGAUAUUUAUUCAGACAACAUUAAUGCAGCGACAGAAGAAAAAUCUGCCAUUCAAGCAAAUGACCAUCACCAAAGAAACCUGAGUUUACCUUUCAUAUUCCAUGAAAAGACAAGUGAAUGCUAGUACCUGCACGAGCAGAGCUGGUCCACAGUCUUCACGUACAUAUCCUACAUGGAGUGAACCAUGACGGAUGUCAUCGUCAUGCUAGGUUGUCAUCAGUUUGCUGCAGACACAGUUCACCCUAAUUUAUACUUACUCACCUGGACAGCACCUCCUCAGAUGGUGAAUUAUACAUCCAGGGAAAACACCCUGAGCUCGCUCCUCAGUGAUGAAUAUUCCCCGAAUAGUGGGAUUGUGGGAGUGUGUGUGUGUAUGUUUGUAUAUGUUGGGGAAUAUCAAUGUUAAAAGUUGUUGGUGUUUUACUAUUAUUGUAUUGCAUUUUUUCAGUGUUGUCAUUAAUCGGUAGCGUAUACUGCACAUACUGAAAUGGAGAUAAUCACGGAAUAGAAAAAUAUUUUGUAUGUGCUGGGUGUGGUUGGGGAAAUAGCUGUUGCUUUUCCUUAUUAGGCUUUAUUAAUGUCAAGUUAGAACAUGCUAAAAAUGCAUUUACCCAUCACAGUGUCUGUCAUUGGUCUGGAGUAAGAGGAGGGGAUAGGAAAUGAGCCUUUUCUACAACUUAUAAGUGCCAGCAGUGGGUUUAGUACAGAUUUUUCUUCCGUGAGGUGUGACAGUUUGCUAAAACCUUCGCCAAUAGGAGUGUUCGUGUCUGCUGUACUGCGCAGGGCAGGAGUGGCCCUCUGUGUCAUCAGAUGUCAGGCACCCCUUUGAACUGCUGUCUUCUUUGAGAACAGUGGUCCUUAAAUGUGAGGCCUUCACCUUCUGUGAAUGAUAUAUUCCCCCCUGCCCUGUCCCAGUCCAGUCAGAGGCUUGGGAGAGGUAGUGUGAUCUACUUGGGACCCUUUGUGCUAGAGAGUGAGUGUGGUCCCCGUGGGCAGGAAGCUCAUGUAAGUGGCAAAGAUGAGGAUAUGUUUGAAGAUCAGAGUAGACAUGUGCUUGGACAAGUAGACCCCAAGCACCCCUUUUUAAAAAGUCAGUUAAA